AUGCCUGAGGACGGUCAUUUUAAGAAACUCAUCAACAAGAUUAGCGGUCAACCAGAAUCGUAUUCUCGAAAGUCAAAGUACACCUUUGGCAAGACAUUGGGGGCAGGCUCAUUUGGCAUUGUUCGUUAUGCUAGAGACAACGAGACCGGCGAGGACGUGGCAGUGAAGAUCAUCUUGAAAAAGGCUCUCAAAAGCAAAGAGCACGAACAGUUCAUCGUGGAUGAGCUCUCUUUGCUACAGGAGCUCAAACAUCCUCACAUUGUUGGCUUUAGAGACUGGUUUGAAUCAAAGGAUAAGUUUUACUUGGUGACUCAAUUGGCUACAGGAGGUGAAUUGUUCGACAGAAUUGUCCAGCAGGGAAGAUUCACAGAACACGAUGCCUCAAUUGUGGUAACCCAAAUGCUUGAAGCUAUCAAGUACUUACAUGACAGGAAUAUUGUCCAUAGAGACAUCAAGCCCGAAAAUGUGCUUUAUCUUACGGAAAAGCCUGAUUCGGCCAUUGUACUUGCAGACUUUGGUAUUGCCAAAAAACUUCAAGACCCCAAAGAGAAGCUCAUGAGCUCAGCGGGCUCUUUUGGUUACGCUGCUCCUGAAGUGAUCACGGGCACAGGGCAUGGCAAACCAUGUGACAUUUGGUCCUUGGGUGUUGUCACAUACACGAUUUUAUGUGGAUAUUCUCCCUUCAGAUCGGAGAACGUGCAAGAUUUCAUUGCUGAGGUGAGACACAACGAUGCGGUUGUUUUCCACGCUGAUUACUGGCGAACCGUUUCCAAAGAUGCCCGUAGGUUCAUCAUCAAGGCCCUCCAGUACGACCCUGAGCGCCGUGCAACCGCCGACCAACUCUUGAACGAUCCAUGGCUCGUGAGCAUCGCCAAGAAGCACAGUGACGCUGACUUGUUGCCUAAUUUAAAGCAAAACUUCGACGCCCGGGGCAAGUUCCGCCAAGCAAUCGAGGUGGUGAAGUUGGCAAACCGUAUCAAGAAACUCAAGCAAUUGCAAACCGAAGAAGACGACGACCCUAACGAGAUAAACCUUUUCGGUGACGAGGGAUCUGUUGUCAGUGAUAGCGAUUUACCAGACACAAACAAGGACAGCGACAGUCAGACCGAAGUCAAAACAAAAGGCGGGGCGCUCUUCAACUGGAAGAAGAUCAACGAGUCACUUGCCGACGCCGAGAAUGAAUCCACUGCAUCGUUGAGCUCCAAGUCGUCUCAUCGCAAGAGUGCUGACAAGUCAUCCCUUACAUCCAGUGCAUUUGUUCAGUUGGUUCAGGCAGCCACAGAAAACAAGGAGCGAGUAUCUGAGUUCCAAAGGAAGGAGGGAUCUCAAGAGAGGUAA
Molecule: messenger RNA, 1338 nt
Organism: Candidozyma auris
Lineage: Eukaryota; Fungi; Ascomycota; Pichiomycetes; Serinales; Metschnikowiaceae
Gene: CMK2
Product: calmodulin-dependent protein kinase
Exons: 1
Coding region: 1-1338 (445 amino acids)
Biological process (GO): cellular response to oxidative stress; protein phosphorylation
Molecular function (GO): calcium/calmodulin-dependent protein kinase activity; ATP binding
Source: RefSeq, a predicted model, not a curated record